AAAUGACUGAACUAUCAUAGGCUAGCAUGAUGAACUCCUUAGACCCAUCUAAUCCAGCAAGUCAACCAGUCCAUUCUCCAAAGAAGAGCUUCUUGACGCCUCAGAUGGCUAAAAACAUCACCAUAAAUAGCCUCAAACCUCUGGGAUACAAGAAAGAUAGCGGAAAGGUCUGGUUUUUCCAAAAGUUCUAUAAAAAGCUGAAUGAGAAGAACGGGUGAGAUGCAAACCAAGAUAGGAUCCCCAUUGGUACUAAAAUAAAAAUAAUGCAAGAGAAUUCGAAAAUAGAUGUGAAUAAAGGAAGGAAUAAGAAAAAUCACCUCAAGAAUGCCCUCCUCGGAUCUCAUGACUUCAAUAGCAUCUAUUUUUCUUCAAAGUGGUCGCAUGAACUUCAUAAAGCUCCUUCAGCCAGAGACUCCUGAUCCCAGGUCAGCCCGGCUAGGCCAAUAGGGAGCAGCGGUUAUAAUAAACAUGAGCUCACUCACAAGGAGAAAUCAUCAGUUAAAAAGAUAGAGAAAUAGGAUUCAGCAUCUGCUAGGAGAGGAAUGUGUAUCGACCGGUCACCAUCUCCUUACUGAUGGAAAAUCAGCAGAAAAGGCUAAGACAAAGCUUAAGGAGUUUGCGAAUGAUUAUAUUUCACAAGAAGCUGCCAAGUCAGCCGCUCGUAGGAAUCCCCCAUCGAUAAGUAAGCCUACAUAUCUGCCAGAGCUGAAGCAAAUACGUAAAUGGCCAAAGAAGUACAGCAAGAAAGCUCUGAUUCUCAAGAUUAAGAAUACAUUGGAAGAUGACAAUCUUAAUCUAGAUGCCUCAAUUUCGAGGUCAGAGACCAAGCAGCGAGGCAGAUCUUCAAUGCUGAGUUUCCUACCAACUCGAGCAUCACUGAAAGACCAGAAAAAUCUUGCACUAUUAAGAACAAGAGGCCCAAAGAAAAUUCAAAAUAACAAAGAAAGUACCCAGGUAAUCGAUGAUAAGGAGACUUGUUUGGGUCGUCUUCAAAGAAUUCAAAGAGACAUAGACUUGAGGCUGGACACUAACUUGAGUUUUAUCUCUAAUAGCCAGCCAAAUUUGAUCUCUCCUCAAAGAGAUUUCACUCCAAUGGCUUCUUGCACCUCAACUCUGGAUUUCAUUAGCCAGGAUUUGAAAACUCUGAAGCAUAAUCGAGAGAAGACAAAGCUGAUCAUGUCCAAGCAAAAGCUGCACAGUAAAAGCUACAAGGCUAAAGUGAAGCCUCAUGAGCAUCGUAACAGCUUGAAUUCUGUCUUCAAGUCUUUUCAUAACACUAAGAACGCUAAGCUUCCAGCUACGAAGAUUAUUCGAUUCAGGAAGCGAGAGAGGAAGCAAAUCCAUCAGAAAGAUGAACUAAAUGAGUAGACAGAGUUUCUAGCAAUAAUCUUGGAUACUAGAGGCCUUGGAUCACCCACAGGCUGUCAUGGUUAUGGUGGGGUUCUUGCCUUCUAUUGUAGAUGCUAAGGGAAUAUUUGCCUUGCAGCCACAGGAAUAUCUUGAAAUGUGCCUCUAGUGUUCAGAUUCAUUCUAUCCUAAUAAUUCUACUUAUAAGAGAAACAAAAGAAUGCAU
Molecule: messenger RNA, 1573 nt
Organism: Moneuplotes crassus
Lineage: Eukaryota; Ciliophora; Spirotrichea; Euplotida; Euplotidae
Source: the annotation of a GenBank genome assembly